AUGGAGAUGCUAAAUCACACCAUGGUGACCCAUUUUAACAUUAAAGGGAUUUCUGAUGACCCUAGGGUGCAGGUUAUUAUCUUUAUCGUGGUUCUGUUCCUUUAUCUCAUCGCUCUUGGUGGUAAUAUGACCAUCUUUCUCCUGACCUGCCUGGAUCGUCAUCUUCACACUCCCAUGUACUUCUUCCUGGGUAAUCUGUCCAUCUUUGACAUGAUUUCUGCUACCAUAACUCUACAUUUUAUCCUUGUUUCUUUUAUAAAAGGUAAUGGAGCUAUUCCAUAUGUCACCUGUCUCACACAGACUUAUUUUUUUGGAUCUUUUAAUAAUAAUGAAUCUGUUCUUCUUACAGUGAUGAGCUUUGACCGUUUUGUAGCCAUCUGUAACCCCUUGCGCUAUACACCGAUCAUGAAUCAAAAAGUGUGUCUUUUGUUGGCCAUUUUCUGUUGGAUUAUAGGCUUUUUAGAAAACAUACCCAUUGUUAUUUUAUUGUCAGGAUUCUCCUGUUACAGAUCAAAUGUAAUUAAUCACUUCUUCUGUGACAUUGUGCCAAUCAUGAGACUGUCCUGCAGCAAUACUAAUAAUUUAGAGACCUUGUUCUUCUAUGAAGGGAUGAUUCUUUUUGGCCUCAUUCCCUUCCUUCUUAACUUCGUAUUCUAUUUUCUUAUUAUUAUUGCCAUACUGAAGAUCAGUUCAAGCAGUGGGAAACGUAAAGCCUUCUACACGUGUUCUUCUCACCUAACGGUUCUCCUUCUGCUCUACACAACCUUGGUCCUCCAAUACCAGAGGCCAAUCACUGAGGACAGCCUGGAUUAUAAUAAAUUCUUUGCUCUCUUUAACACGGCUGCUCUUCCCAUGUUAAACCCAUUUAUUUACAGCAUUAAAAAUAAAGAUGUCAAAUCAGCUUUUAGAAGAAGACUGAGAGAACUUAAAAAAUAG
Messenger RNA from Pelobates fuscus (common spadefoot toad), 936 nucleotides. RefSeq names its product olfactory receptor 6C3-like. Gene Ontology annotation, cellular component: membrane. The record is from RefSeq and is a predicted model, not a curated record. Gene Ontology annotation, molecular function: olfactory receptor activity; G protein-coupled receptor activity; odorant binding. Lineage: Eukaryota; Metazoa; Chordata; Amphibia; Anura; Pelobatidae. The transcript has a single exon. Bases 1 to 936 code for a protein of 311 amino acids. Gene Ontology annotation, biological process: G protein-coupled receptor signaling pathway.